Messenger RNA from Rattus norvegicus (Norway rat), 7728 nucleotides. It is a transcript of the gene Chrnb3, whose product is annotated as cholinergic receptor nicotinic beta 3 subunit. The record is from RefSeq and is a predicted model, not a curated record. Gene Ontology annotation, cellular component: dopaminergic synapse; synaptic membrane; presynapse. Gene Ontology annotation, biological process: monoatomic ion transmembrane transport; excitatory postsynaptic potential; presynaptic modulation of chemical synaptic transmission. Gene Ontology annotation, molecular function: postsynaptic neurotransmitter receptor activity; transmembrane signaling receptor activity; extracellular ligand-gated monoatomic ion channel activity. Lineage: Eukaryota; Metazoa; Chordata; Mammalia; Rodentia; Muridae.
AGCAGCAGAGAGCGUACAUUUCCCCCACACCUCCCACCCCUCUCCCUCUCCCACCCUCCCCACCCUCCUCCCACCCUCCCCUCCACCUCAACCAGGAAGCGGAGAACAAACAGGAAAUGGCAGAGGUUCCUGGGUGACUCUUACGGCCACUGCAGGACUCAGCUCAGUGGCUGAACACGAAGACGCACUCCUCAGACAUUUGUUCCAAGGUUACCAGAAAUGGGUCCGCCCUGUGUUGAAUUCCAGUGACAUCAUAAAAGUGUAUUUUGGAUUAAAAAUAUCCCAGCUUGUGGAUGUGGAUGAAAAGAAUCAGCUGAUGACGACAAAUGUGUGGCUGAAGCAGGAAUGGACAGACCAAAAAUUACGCUGGAAUCCGGAAGAAUAUGGUGGAAUUAAUUCGAUAAAGGUUCCAUCAGAAUCGCUCUGGCUGCCGGACAUAGUUCUCUUUGAAAAUGCUGACGGACGUUUUGAGGGCUCCCUCAUGACCAAGGCCAUUGUGAAGUCCAGUGGAACCGUCAGCUGGACUCCUCCCGCCAGCUACAAGAGUUCCUGCACCAUGGAUGUCACAUUUUUCCCGUUCGACAGGCAGAACUGCUCGAUGAAGUUUGGAUCCUGGACUUACGACGGUACCAUGGUUGACCUCAUUCUAAUCAAUGAAAACGUUGACCGGAAAGACUUUUUUGAUAACGGAGAGUGGGAGAUACUCAACGCAAAGGGGAUGAAGGGCAACAGAAGAGAAGGCUUUUACUCCUAUCCGUUUGUUACCUACUCUUUUGUCCUGAGACGCCUGCCCUUGUUUUACACGCUCUUUUUGAUAAUCCCCUGCCUGGGGUUGUCUUUUCUCACGGUCCUGGUGUUCUACCUACCCUCGGACGAAGGGGAAAAACUCUCAUUAUCCACCUCCGUUUUGGUCUCUUUGACGGUGUUUCUUUUAGUGAUUGAAGAAAUAAUCCCGUCCUCUUCGAAGGUCAUCCCCCUCAUUGGCGAGUACCUCCUCUUCAUUAUGAUUUUUGUCACGCUGUCUAUUAUCGUCACGGUUUUUGUAAUUAAUGUCCACCACAGAUCUUCCUCAACGUACCAUCCCAUGGCCCCCUGGGUGAAGAGGCUGUUUCUACAAAGACUCCCGAGAUGGCUUUGCAUGAAGGACCCCAUGGACCGCUUCUCUUUCCCGGAUGGAAAGGAGAGUGAUACAGCCGUGAGGGGGAAAGUCUCAGGCAAAAGGAAACAGACUCCCGCCAGCGAUGGAGAAAGAGUUCUGGUCGCUUUCCUCGAGAAGGCCUCCGAGUCCAUCAGAUACAUUUCGAGGCAUGUGAAAAAGGAACACUUCAUCAGCCAGGUAGUGCAAGACUGGAAAUUUGUGGCUCAAGUUCUGGACCGCAUCUUCCUGUGGCUCUUUCUGAUAGCUUCUGUGUUGGGUUCCAUUCUGAUUUUUAUUCCAGCCUUGAAGAUGUGGAUACAUCGUUUCCACUAGGAGCCACUCUCUGGACCCAUUUAGAAGACAUACAUAGAGACAAUCCCACCUUAGGACUGACAGCGGCUGGCAUGCUGACAGGAAGCAGAGCCAUGCAAUCGUAGUGGUGCCCUUGUCUUGUCCUGGGAGCUUUCUGUGAUUGCAGGGCACUGAGAGAAUGUGGGUUUGAGUUAGUGAGAUGGUGGCUGCCAUUAGAGGUGUAGUUGGGCAAUUUGGAGACGUCUCCAUGUUAUAUUGUUAUGUGGGAGUUCCUGAACUACUCCCUCUGCUCAUCCCUGAACGCACUGGGGCUAUGUGGUAUUUCUCUAGCAGUGUGCGUGAACGCAUUUUGACAAUAGUUUCAGGAAUUACGCAGGUACAACUCUCCACACACAGGUCAAAUUUGCCACUUGUCAACGAGUGUCCCACAAAUAGGGUCAUUGAAGAUGACCUUGAAUGGCUAUGACAGUUCUCUAAGGCAGGUGUUACUGGAAGUUUGCUCACUGACCUGCGAACUUUUCGAAUGCAGGUAGGAACUCGGGUGAUUUCUAGCUUGCUGUAAGGUUCCAUCAAAAUAACUUACCCCAGAAAAACAGCCAUUCGCUAGUAGAACUGUAUUUAUUCACACACAUCUCUUUUUUUUCUCUUAGGGAAUUAAAAGUGUUGAAUAUUCUUUGAUUGUGGUUUUGGAAGGCCUCUUAGCCAGUGUUCUAUUACUGUGAAGAGAUACCAUGACCAUGGCAAAAAGAUCAGAGGUUUAGUCCACUUUCAUUACAGUGGGAAGCAUGGUGCCGCUCGGCAGAUACGGUGCUAGACAUGUACAUCUGGAUCUGCAGGCAGCAGGAAGAGAGAGACUGGCCUGGGUUUUUGAAAUCCCAAAGCACAUCCCCAGUGACACACUUCAUCCAGCAAAACUCCACCUCUAGGUCCUUCUCAAGUAGUGCCAAGCCCUGAUGACUAAGUACUAGGAUACAGGAACCUAGGGGGGCCAUCCCUAUUCGAGCCAUUUCAGAUAGAACUGGUUUUCACAGAGUCAUCUGCCUUCGCCUUCCUCUCCCUGUGUCUCCCUCCUUUCCACAUCUCACCUCAUGCUCCUCCAGGACUGUCAGGGAGUGUCUAUCAGAUUGACUUUGCUGCUGCUGCUAUUGAGUCUUUCCUGGGUUUUGUUAAAGGAGUUUGUUCCUUCACAUUGGUGAAGCCCUGCACUCUGUUUUAUUUCAGACAUGGUUCUUCUAAGCAGUUUAUCCCUGAGAUUUUAAAAACCCUAGUCUAAGGUUUUAUUUUUAGAUUAUUAUCACUGCAUACAUACAGUAAGUAAUUUUUUUCUUCCAAAACCGCUUAAGCUUUUAUCAUCUUCAGUCUUAGAAAUGUCAUACCGUGUCUAAGAGAAUGACAUCCAUCCAUCUUUAUUUCUGUUAUCUCUCCACCCUCCCCUUCCCCUCUCCUUUCUUUCCAUCUCCUCUCUCUGCACUUGAUGACUAAUGUCUUCAAACUCUGCAGAGCUCUCCUAUUUCUUUUACCAUUUCUGUUCUCCAUUUUCUCUCUUUGCCUCUUAAAGUUUCUGUUAAAACUUCUUGUCAUUGCUGGGCCCAUUCUCCAUGUUUAUUAACUAAUUGGUUGACUCCUCUUCUUUCAUACUUUUAAAUUCUUUAAUGAUAUUUUCUUAAUUCUUUGACAAUUAUGAACAACAUAUUUUGAUCCUAUUUAUCCCGAAUGCGUCCCCUGUAACUUCUUCUAGACCUAUUCCCUCACCCUAUCCCCCAACAUCUGGUCCUAAUUAAUUAAUUAAUUAAUUAUUAAUAAAUGUGCUGCAUGCAUACUUUGGUGUGGUCCCAGUCUUACGCCACAUCUCUGUAGCUGGCUCCUUUCUGGCUGUACAAGGCUGUGUGAUUAAGGGAGGGUGGGAGCCUUUGCUAAUAGCACAGUGGGGGUCUCUACACUGAGACUGCGGGGAUCAUACUUCCUCCCCUGGCAACCAUAUCCUGCACCAACCUCUCACUGCCCAUGGUGGAUUCAACCCUUGGUCACACUUCCCUAGCUAAUCUUUCUUGGACUCUUCAAAUGGCAUUUACCCAGCUGUGUGGGGGGAAUGGUGUGAACCCUGGUUUGGAGUUCCCACCGAGGUGGGCCAGUUGAAGGAGAAUCUCUGCCUCAGGCUCUCCUUGCACAGACUACACAGCUCCCUCACCUCACUGCUAACUGUAUGCCCAGCUCUUGUCCGAUCCAGCAUGGAAGAUGGAUUUUUAGAGAAAUGAAUAAAUACAGUGGAAUAAGAGCUAGGUCAUGUGGAUUUCUGGUCCUAGCUUUGUGGCUAACCAAUGUUGUGAGCGGUGGUCUUUAAACUAGCUGUCUCCUAGAGGACUUUUUAGCUUGUGGAUCAGUAGAGUAAGGUAAGGAUUGAUGACAUUUGAAGUUCUCCUCAGUCCCACACUCUAUCUUUUGGAGGUUUGCUAUGGGACUUCCUCAGUGUUUAACCACAUGGUUCCUAUCUGUAGCUUCAUUCCUUGCAGGACAUGGUGGAGAAGUGGGGGGCGGGGCGCGCUAUAGUCUGCUCUGUGGCUACCUCAGGGUAGACUUUGCAGAAACAGAUUGUGAUAAAAAUCAAGGCUUAAUUAUGACUUCCUGGGGAUAAAAGGACAAGUAGUAUUAUUCCCCCUCCUUCAGGUUGGCUUUCCACAUCACAUUUGACAUGUAAUUAUGCUAGGAAAAGUGCAGUAUUAAUGUUAGGAAAAGUGUUUGGAUCUGAACUUAGCUUUACGUUUGGAAAAUACCAGCACAAUCCAUUUCCCACAACAAAUAUUUUCUGACAGAAUCAAAUACAGAAAAGAUUAAGCCUCAGUGUGUGCAUCUGGCUUAUGAUUACUACCAGCUGAAGUGAAGAUGACAUUAAUAAAUCCAAAUAUAGAAAAAGGGUAAGGAUUUACCUAUUGCAGUGAUCCUGGGAGAGUAUUCCCAAGAAUAAUGUUGAAGCAAGGAAAUCUUAAGGGCGGAGAGAGGGCAAGCAUGUAAAGGCAGUGUCACCCAAACCUGAGGGUCUGAGUUUAAUACCCAUAACCUGCCUGGUGGAAGGAGAGAACUGACUUCCAUUUAGGUAUCCUUCAACACCACCUCCCUAAACGCCCUAGUAUAUGUGUAUGCACACACAGAGUCAGUCUCUCUCUCUCUCUCUCUCUCUCUCUCUCUCUCUCUCUCACACACACACACACACACACACACACACACACGCACACACAUGAAUAAAAAAAUAAAGGAAAGUAUAGAAAUUUUAACUUCAUAUGUAUGGGGAGAAAAAUCUGUGGGCAAAAUUGUCUAGUUGAUCCCAAUCAGUGGGUGUUGGAAGAUAUGUACAUUCUUGAGUUGACAUCAUCAUUUGGCUCUCCGUUCUCACCUUCCACCUCCUGAGGCGGUCUUCACAGAACACCACCCUACAGACCUCCCUGUCUCUGGUGUUUCUCUUUGCCCUACAUGGUUUCGAGCAUGAUUGUUCUGUUUUAGUGAGGGUUAGUUCUUUCCCUGUGUCUUUGACAUCUCCAUCACACCUCCAACAUGUCUAAUUGGGCUGAGUGUGUAGACAAGACCUAUUUAAUGUAUUUUCAUUAAACCAGAAACUAGAAGGUUUUUUUUAAUUUAACAAGCAGUUGACUGAGACAGACCCAGAUAAACCCAACCAUUGGACUGAAGUCAGGGACCCCUGUGGUUGAAUUAGGGAAAGCCUAGAAGAAGCUGAGGAGGAGGGUGGCCCCAAAGGAAGACCAACAGCCUCUAACCUGAACCCCUGAGAUCUCUCAGACACUGAGUCACCAACCAGGCAGCAUACACGAGCUGGUUUGAGGUCCCCCAACACAUAUACAGGAGCAGACUGCCUGGUCUGGUCUCAGUGGGAGAAGACACACCCAACCCUCAAUAGACUUGAGGUCCCAGGGAGUAGGGGAGGCCUGGUGAGGGGUAGGGUGAACAUCCUCUUGGAUGAAGAGGAAUGGAAUAAGGAACUGUGAGAGGGUGGACUGGGAGGGGGACAAUGACUGGAAUGUAAAAAAAAAUUAAAGAGUAAAAAAAUUAUAUAUAUACAUAUAUAUAAUAUUCAUAUUUCUACCUUCCCUCCAAACCCUUUUUUAUAUUCCUCCUCACUCUUUCAAACUUAUGACCUCUUUUUUCAUUGUUAUUGCAUAAAUAUAUGUCUUUUAUAUACAUUUAUAUUCCUAUAUAUAACCUGUUCACUCUAUAUAAUACUACCUGCAUGUAUGAUUUCAGACCUGAGCCUUUGGCGCUGCCUGACCUAUUGGUCUACUCUUCUCUUGGGAAGAAUACCUCUCCUAUCCCCAGCUUUCCUCAGCUACCUAUGGUUUUUGUGUGUGGUUGAGGCUCAUCCCUCCCACGCCCCAUCCAGUCAGACAUGCUCCACUUGUUGAGCAUGAGUUGGUGAGACUAUGGAUGCGGCUUCUGAUGCUCUAGAAGACACAGUCUCACAGCAAACCCCCCAAUUCCCCAACACUCUGGCAUCUACAACCCUCCCUCCCUCGUUGGCGAAGACCGUGAGUUUUCAGCUUGAGAAUGUUUUGUAGAUGUGUCCAUCAGGACUGGGCCUCACAACUGCAUCUUGAUCAGCUGUGGUUUUCUGUCGUCGCCUGUUGUAAAGAGAAGACUCCUUGAUGAAGGGUGAGGCCUACGCUUCUCUGUGGGUGGAAGGACAGAUGUUUGCAGAUUGUUUUAGAGAUGACGAUGGCUUGGAAAAUUAGUCUUAGGAUUCUCCUCCAGUAACCAUGACUUCACUAGCACUGUUGUUAGUUAGGUUUUCAGCACUAGGCAUUGUUUUCUCUUGUUGAGUGGGUCUUAAGUCCAACUAGAGAGUUGUUGGUUACCAACAAAGUAUGCAUGCCACUACUGCACCGUUAGGGUCAUCAUGUCUUGCUCAUCAUUGAUGUGGUUCAAAGGUGUCCUAGCUGGGGAGGACUUUUGGUUGCCUCCCUCUUUGGAAACUCCCAUGCGCACUUCUGGAUACUAGAAGUGUUUUGUUGGGCUAUCCAUGUGGCUUCCUCUUGUGUGGCCUGUCCCAACAUUUCUAGCUCUGGGCAUCACUUUCAAUGUGCACCUUGAAAUAAUUCUUACAUGAGAACAUUUUGAGAGUGAUAUGGUCAUGUUUAACAAGGCAAUUCAUCGAGAUUAUUCUGCCUCAGACGUACUUGGCUUUGCAGUUAACUGUGUUAGAACAGGACCUGGAGCAGGGUCAUAUUUGCUAUGCCUUGGAAAUCCUUUUCAGUCUCUUCCUUGGCAAUGGUUUUCAUGGGAGGACUAACUCUGCUAUCACCGAGAAUGUCUCACCUUUUCAUUUCUGAGUCUUCUUACUUCAGAUGUCAUCUGACUUGUUCCUUUGUCCCUUGAAUUUCCCGUAGUCUAGUGUGACAACAGCGAUCCUGACUGCUUUCUUAUCAUUGGCUGGAACACAUCACAGCAGGUAAUGGGAAGUCUGGUUUGCAGCCUACAAGCACUCAUACUCUCUGGCUGCCAUGUCAUUAUUGUUAUGAUUAAUCAGUGAAUUCAGAUGGUGACAGUUUGAUGCCAUCACCAUGUCUAGUAGUAAGCUGGGUAGCACAGCCUGUGGCCAACGUACACAGCCAACAUAUAAUAUCUACGGUCUUGGACCCUGUAAGGAUGGUAUCUAAUUAGACACAUGGAGCACUGAAAUUUCCAAAGAACCAUGUUGAGAACAGUGCUUUGAUUGUCUCAAAGUUUGCCGUAGUCAGGGUUUCUGUUCCUGCACAAACAUCAGGACCAAGAAGCAAGCUGGGGAGGAAAGGGUUUAUUCAGCUUACACUUCCACAUUGCUGUUCAUCACCAAAGGAAGUCAGGACUGGAACUCAAGCAGGUCAGGAAGCAGGAGCUGAUGCAGAGGCCACGGAGGGAUGUUACUUACUGGCUUGCUUCCCCUGGCUUGCUCAGCCUGCUUUCUUGUAGAACCCAAGACCACCAGACCAGGGAGGGCACCACCCACAAUGGGUCCUCUCACCCUUGAUCACUCGUUGAGAAAAUGCCUUACAGCUGGAUCUCAUGGAGGCAUUUCCACAACUGAGGCUCCUUUCUCUGUGAUAACUCCAGCUUGUGUCAAGGUGACACACAAAACCAGCCAGUACAAAGUUCUAUCUCUGAAGUAAGUGGUAUUGUGCAUUAGAAUGAGUUCACUUAAUGAUGAUGACGCUUAUUUCUCUGUAACCUGACAAGUAUUUCCUUCUUCACCAUACGUUCUGUUCAGUAUACCAAUAAAAUAACAGUGAAAACAAAAA